This is a messenger RNA of Ornithodoros turicata, 396 nucleotides long. RefSeq lists its product as uncharacterized. The record is from RefSeq and is a predicted model, not a curated record. The coding region runs from base 1 to 396 and encodes 131 amino acids. Lineage: Eukaryota; Metazoa; Arthropoda; Arachnida; Ixodida; Argasidae. The transcript is spliced from 2 exons.
AUGACCUACUACUGCACACCGGAGGUCUUGGCCUACGCUCAACGUUCUAGGUCUGAGCCCCCUUGCUCUGCUCAGCCACUAGUGACGGCGGGGGUCCUGAAGCCCGACAUCGUUGCCUCGAGAGAUGAACAAACGGUCAUCCUGGAUGUCCAGAUUGUGGGCACUGGAAUAGCCCUUGAACUGGCCCACGGCCACAAGACUCUAAAAUACAGCGGUCGCGACCUAUGGGACCAGGUGUGUAGCGGGGGCCCUGAUCCACUAGUCUCAAGCGUAACUCAUUCUUUCCGAGGCGUAUGGGCCAAAGCCAGCGCGGACAUCCUGCUGGACUUAGGACUCCGCAAGCGAGACAUUUCAACUAUAGCUAUCAUGACAUUGCAAGGAGGUGCGGACUGUUGA